Trichoderma aggressivum f. europaeum is the source of this 1875-nucleotide messenger RNA. RefSeq lists its product as uncharacterized. The record is from RefSeq and is a predicted model, not a curated record. Gene Ontology annotation, molecular function: protein binding. Lineage: Eukaryota; Fungi; Ascomycota; Sordariomycetes; Hypocreales; Hypocreaceae. The transcript has a single exon. Bases 1 to 1875 code for a protein of 624 amino acids.
AUGGCCCUCACUCUGACAGGCCUCCCAUACACCAUCUUCACAGACAUCAUCUCCCGCCUCUCGGCCACGGAAGCAAUCCUCUGCCAGCGCAUCUCCCGGGCCUUCCGCGAGGCCCUCACCAGAAACGACCUCUGCAUCAGCCUCAUCCUAACGCACUUCCCGCGCUCGCUCGAGGGCAGGCGGCUCAGGGCACUUCUCCGGGCCGGCGACCUCGGGGCCCUCGAGCGCGGCGACUGGGCCGCUGUGUUUGCGAGGCUGGCGCGGCGGUACUUUCACCUGGGCAACGCCGUGCCGUGUAAGGUCGUCAAGGUGCCGGUGCUCAAGGACGACAAGCGGCUCCGCGGCGUGACGCCGUGGAACCGGUUCCUGAGCCUCAACGGCAAGACGGCGCCGUUCCACUUUUGGGACCCGGUAUGGACCGUGGCUUCGGCCGAGGGGUUGCUGGUGUAUCCGGCGUUGCUGGGGGAAGAUGCCGGGUUUCGGGCCCGGGAUCUGGAGACGGGGGUUGAGGUGGAUGUGCCCUUUGACAUGAGCGGCAAGAUUGUGAGGCGAGUCCGCAUCAGCCACGGGAUUCUCGUGAUGGAGUGGUGCGAGCAACAGCCAAGCCGUGCAGGCAACGGAGACGCAGCGAUACAUCGCCACUAUGCAACCGCUUACACCGUCCGCAGAGUCGGACCCUGGGACGGCGUCAUCCCCCGGCGUGAUGGCCAAGUGUCAGCCUACUCUUGGGGCUUUGAAUUCCUCUGCGAGUGCAAGAUUCACCACCUCGGUCUGCCCGUCAGCCACCAAGACCGCUUCUUCUCGACGCACAACGCUACUCACUACGUCGUCUACACGUGGCAACCCGCGCGUUCCCCCUGGGAAGACGAGCCCCUUGAGCGGCUCACCAUAUGGGAGCUUGGAAGUCCCUCUACAUACAGACCGUCUCAAGAUCCGUUUGGAACAGCAAGCCGAGACGACUCCGGCCCGCGUAUCAUCCGCAGCAUGACAAACGGCCAGCUCCGCGAAUGGGCCAUUCGCCAGAGCGACACGCCGGCCCUGCGUGUCAUGGCCCUCGACGACUGCACCUGGGACGCCGCCAGGGGCUCUGCCUGCGGCCACGUCUUCUUCACCGAAGAGGAACAUCGCUGGUCUGCCGGCCCCCACAGCAGCUCCAAUCCGCCGCGCCUGCAUCGCGUCAAGACGACGGGGAUCCCGCUGAUGGGCGAAGGCCCGCGGUGGGUGGACGACUGCGGCGGCGGAGGCGGCGUCAACCUGCCCUUUUGCUGCGACGGCCGGUGGGCGAGACGACUGGCGGGGACGGACGACAACAUCUACGAUGGCAAUGACUACUCCCCAGAAAAGGCGUGGAGCAACAACAGCUCGCAUGCCUGGCCCGGCCGCGCCCCCUGCUGGCGCCACGACGACUGGCCCUACGUGACGCUCUCCGAGGUGUUUGACGCCGCCGCCGGCGUCCGCGUCAUUGCCCGCGAGUGCUUCAUGCUCGAGACCUUAUCCGUGCACAUCCGGCCCAAGAUCCGCAUCCAGGGCAUCGGCGAGAGCGGCGCCAAAUUCACCGCCAGAGGAACCACAAUGUCACGCACGAGCAGACGCAGAAGAAGACGCACACGAAGACCAAGUGCCGCCAGGAACGGCAGCGGCGGCAGCAGUGGUAGCAAUAGCAGUAACACGUCUCACCAGACGAAUGAGACCGUCCCUGCCAGCAGCAGCAGCAGCGGCAAGGGAGGCGUCACGACGCAGGGCCCAGACGGGCAGGAGGUCCAGUUCGCGGACGACGUGUGGCCUGAGAUGAUGGCCAAGGGCUUCAUCUGCGGAGACGAGCGGUGGCUCGUUGGGGAGGACGCCAAGGGGGAUGUCACCAUCAUCGUCUUUUGA